UGAAAUCGGUCUUCGGCAACUGCUCUUAUACAGACAUGCCGUUUAUAUUAUAGAAAGAUUAACACAGACUCGUAUCCAUCGCGACCACCACCCCGCCCCGCUGUGGAUCAAGGGUUUUAUUUCGGUUUGAUUAAUUAUAAUCCUAAUCGAAUAUCUCAAAUAAUCACUCAAUAAACCUCUCAAUAAAUAGAAAAACCUGUAAAUCUCCGGUAAGUAACGUUACGUAAUCUCUUAUUUACAUUUUUCAAUUUCUUUCACGAAUUUUGUUCUGGCGUGGGAAAAUGCAAGAGCUCAGGGUUUUACUCAGCCUUCUUGAACCGAUAAAAUUCUGGUGAAAAAUGCAUUUUUUUCUUGAAUCUUUGGAGAAUUACUUACAUUUUCUGGAAGUUUAGUUUGAGCGAAGUUACAUUUAUGAUUAUGAAGUGGUGCUAUAUGAGUGAUGGAGAUGGGAAGUAUGGCGUUCAGUUCUACAAACGCCAGGAUAAAAAGAAGAAUGAAACACCCGGAAAUGAUGAUUUCGCCCAGGCCAUUGCUAGAAUUGCCGUGACACAGGUAUGCCACAGCCUAGGGUAUCAGGGCUUUCAGCAGUCUGCUCUCGACACCCUUUCUGAUGUAGGGGUGAGGUACAUUAGAGAGAUUGUAAAAAUUGCCACGGCUUGUGCAAAUUUAGAUAAUAGGAACGAAUGUAAUGUGUUUGAUGUGAUUCAGGGGUUGGAGGAUUUGGGUUCUGUUCAGGGGUUUUCUGGUGCUUCCGACGUUAAUCAUUGUCUUACUCGUUCUAGAGUAAUUAGGGACAUUAUUCAGUACGCUGAAGAAGCUGAGGAAUUCCCAUCUGCAUAUCCAAUUCCGACUUUUCCAGUUGUCAAAGAGAGAAAAUUGUAUGCAAGUUUUGUUGGAAAUUUAUGCCAUCGGAGAAAAUGGAGAUCGUUAUCAUUUUCGUGUUCAAGCCUCUUAGUAUAUCUAUAUUCUUUUAUUACCAAUUUUCCUCUCUUCAUUGCUUUAAAUCUCCAACAAGUUUUGUGCAAAUGGGUGACCCCCCCCGAUGAACAUAUACCUGGUUGGUUGCCAAAGUUUCCAGAUCCUGAGACUCGUGUGUAUUUGAAUUCAAGGGUCAAGAAAGAAGCUGAGCUUGCAGUGGAAGGUAGAAUAGAAGAGCGGCACAUGCAGGUGGAAAGGUCUCCAUUGAAUUUGCAGCAGAAGUUGAUUUUUAAUGGUUUGGAAGCAGGGUUAGCUGAUGAACCUGCAAAGGCAAAAUGCGCAGUUGAAAGUAACCCUUUUCUUGCCCCACCUCUUCAGUUUGAGGAUAAGGAGGUGUCUUAACCUGUUCUUCCGGCUAAACUAUCAGAUGAGACUACAAGGAAAUGCCAGAAUCAUGCAGCUUUGGAGAGUCAUGUUUCUGUUUUAGAACCAUGUGCCCAUGCCAUUGAAGAUAUUGGGACCCAGUCGUGUAAAUCUAUGAAGGACAGGAGAAAGAUUCCAUUGAAUGAGAGGACCACAAUAAAAUUUAAGUUCAGAAAUAGCAGGACGUGCUCGAGUACAGCAAUUAGCCCUUGGAAUGAGGGAGUUGAGAAAAUAGCUCUUUGGUUUGGUGUUAACCAUGAUGAAAAACAUGACAAGAAAAAGAGAUCUGGGCAAAUUCUUAGGGAAACUAUGGAUAA
Messenger RNA from Olea europaea var. sylvestris, 1658 nucleotides. RefSeq names its product transcription initiation factor TFIID subunit 8-like. Gene Ontology annotation, molecular function: protein heterodimerization activity. The transcript has 3 exons. The record is from RefSeq and is a predicted model, not a curated record. NCBI's taxonomy places the organism in Eukaryota, Viridiplantae, Streptophyta, Magnoliopsida, Lamiales, Oleaceae. Gene Ontology annotation, cellular component: transcription factor TFIID complex. The coding region runs from base 412 to 1320 and encodes 302 amino acids.